This is a messenger RNA of Elgaria multicarinata webbii, 1847 nucleotides long. RefSeq names its product odd-skipped related transciption factor 2 (gene OSR2). The record is from RefSeq and is a predicted model, not a curated record. Gene Ontology annotation, biological process: regulation of transcription by RNA polymerase II; urogenital system development; embryo development. The coding region runs from base 491 to 1501 and encodes 336 amino acids. NCBI's taxonomy places the organism in Eukaryota, Metazoa, Chordata, Lepidosauria, Squamata, Anguidae. Gene Ontology annotation, molecular function: DNA-binding transcription factor activity, RNA polymerase II-specific; RNA polymerase II transcription regulatory region sequence-specific DNA binding. Gene Ontology annotation, cellular component: nucleus. The transcript has 4 exons.
GGGACAGAGCUCCACGCCACUUGAACUGCUGAAAUGUGAUGGAUCUGGGAGGGGGCCCUUCAGACUUGUAUCAAACUUCGCUGGAGUCGAAGGCGAGAGGCUCGAAAAGAAGCAGGGCCGGGGAGCACUUCUAUGCAGGGUUACUCGAGCGAGCCGGGAAUUUACCCACUUCCGAGCCGCCAGAGAAACUGGAAGGGGACGAGGGCCGGCCUCCGAAGCCGCCUCGCUGACUCCUCGAAGCCCUUCUGUAACAUGCCCGGAGCGCCGGGGACUCGUCGGCUCGACUGAACCCUGGUGGAGUUUUCCACCUCUCCCGCGUGGAUCUAAUGCUGCGGCCAAGGCACUAGGGAGCGCUGGGCGAACUUGGUGUGGGGAGGCCCGUCGGAAGAAGGUGGCCCGCGGAAGGACGACCUGCGCCCUCAACAGCAGGCGCCCGUGCGCGCGCUCCGACCCGCGGCUUCCCGCCCGCGCUCCCGCCUGGCCCGGCACGAUGGGGAGCAAGGCCUUGCCGGCGCCGAUCCCGCUCCACCCGUCGCUGCAGCUGACCAACUACUCCUUCCUGCAGGCCGUCAACACGUUCCCGGCCGCCGUGGACCACCUGCAAGGCCUGUACGGCCUGAGCGCCGUUCACACGAUGCACAUGAACCACUGGACGCUAGGCUGCUACGCGGCCGCCGCCGCCACGGCCACGGGCGGCACCGGCGGGGGGCCAGGCGAGAUCAGCCGCUGCUCGGCGCUGAGCGAGAUGGCUGCGGCGCAAGGCCUGGUGGAGCGCUUCCCCUUCCCGGCGCUGCCCUUCGCCACGCACCUCUUCCACCCCAAGCAGGCGGCCGCCAUCGCCCACGUCCUGCCGGCCCUGCGUAAGGAGCGGCCCCGCUUUGACUUUGCCAACCUGGCGGCGGCCGCCACCCAGGAGGACCCACCCAAGGCGCAUCAGGCGGCGGUGGCGGCGGCGGCCGCGCAGGCUCACGGCGAGCUGGCCAAGCUGAGCGGCCCCCUGUCGGCGGCGCUGGGCAAGCUCUCCCCGGACAGGAAGCCGGCGCGCGGCAGGCUGCCCUCCAAGACCAAGAAGGAAUUCAUCUGCAAGUUCUGCGGGCGGCACUUCACCAAGUCCUACAACCUGCUCAUCCAUGAGAGGACCCACACGGACGAGCGGCCUUACACCUGCGACAUCUGCCACAAGGCCUUCCGGAGGCAGGACCACCUCCGCGACCACAGGUAUAUCCAUUCCAAAGAAAAACCGUUCAAAUGUCAGGAAUGUGGGAAAGGAUUUUGCCAGUCCAGGACUUUAGCAGUUCAUAAAACUUUACACAUGCAGGAAUCUCCACACAAAUGCCCCACAUGUGGAAGAACCUUUAAUCAAAGAAGUAACCUGAAAACUCACCUUCUCACCCAUACAGACAUCAAGCCCUACAACUGUGAGCAGUGCGGCAAAGUGUUCAGGAGAAACUGUGAUCUGCGGAGGCACAGUCUAACUCACACCCCACGGCAGGACUUCUAGAACAGCCCAGAACCUCCACAGGGAGCUAACUCUGGCUCAAGGACUUGAACUGUAGAAAAAAAAAAACCUUAAUGCCUGCACAUGUGCAGGCAGACGUAUGCAGGGGCCCCAUUUUCUAUCCCCUGACUCCAGCCAAAUCCUCUGUGGGAUUGGGGGGGUGACAUCAGCCCCUGCCUUCUCCCCAACUGAGAGUGCAGGCUGAUCUCUUGUAGAUAAUAACAGCGCAGCUCAUUUUAGAGCUCUGUACAGAAAACGUGGUGAAAUGUGUUUGCUUCCUAUAAUAUUGUCUUACCAAAUGCACAUUGGUAACAACAACAAAAUCCGGGAAUGAAAAUAUCAUUUUAAA